Messenger RNA from Entamoeba invadens IP1, 2202 nucleotides. RefSeq lists its product as hypothetical. The record is from RefSeq and is a predicted model, not a curated record. The transcript is spliced from 2 exons. Lineage: Eukaryota; Evosea; Mastigamoebida; Endamoebidae. The coding region runs from base 1 to 2202 and encodes 733 amino acids.
AUGUUCAAGCAGUGUUGCAUCAGUGGGUGUAAUCAAGACGGACGCGAGAAAUUGUCAAAAAUUGAAGGGAAGGUACUUAUCAAGCCCGAGUUCAUCAACAGUUGCCCACGAGAUUGGUUGUUGUGUCAAACACACUUUGUUGAAAACGCAGAGAAACUUGAUUGUUGUAUUGAGCGAUGCAGCAACACGGCUUCGACCAACGAAAUACCACCAGAAAUGUAUGGGAAAGUUAAAGUACGCCCAAAUUGCAGCCACCACCUCAUCUGUCUUAAUCAUUUCAAAAGAUAUUCAACCAACAAAACGCCACGUGGAAAAACACACAAAGCAGUUGUCCCAAAUCUCCCACCUAUCAAGCGCGAACCUCCUCCUCAACCAGAACUCCAACCACCAGAAAAAAUGAAAAUAAAACAAGAGCAACCUCAAAAUUUCGACGACGACUCCGCUACUGCGGAAGAACCACUUCCAGAUGCGAUGGUUUUUGAGAAGAAAAUCGAAGUGACUCAACACAACAAGUGCAACAUGCCGGGUUGUCAAAACGAGGGGACCUCACAACACUUCAUGCAGUCAACGAAUUUAAAAAUUUGUGAUACGCACAAAAGGCAGUUUUUGUUUCGAUUGAGGAAGUCCAUCAUGACAAAACAGGUGUCUUUACCUCCACAAGCUGUUGAAGGUUUUGUGGAACACCCAGACAAUCCACUCUCAAAUUACCCAGUUCUCCUUCACGAUAAUGUGUGUUCGUGUUGUUUCAAUGAGACGCGAUCGCCGUUUAUGUGUAGUUGUUGUCCUUCUGUGUAUUGCAGUGAAUGUUUCAAGUUAGUGAACAACACAUUGAAUGCUGGAGACAAGUGGAUGUGUCUUAAUUGUGUCAACAAAUUCAAUCGGACCAAUUUUUUGACAGAGCAAGUCCGCUUUCUGUUACCAAUAAUUGAAAAAUCGAUGAGUAUUUCUCAAACUCCCGAGUUCAAGUCACAGCUUGAAGAAGAAAAGACACGUCUUGAAACGCGUGUUAAACAAUUGAAAGAACAUAAGAAGCAGUUACAGUCGUUCAGUGUAUGGUUGGUGUAUGUACUUCCACAGAACAUGCAAUUCCAUAUGAACUUUUUGCCUUACAUGUCACUCAUCAAACAACCAAAACCAGUUGGGAGGGUUGAAAAUAUUGCUGUUAUUUCAUUGACUGCUUGUCAGUACAUGGCGUUGCCACAUUUCAGUCCAGUCACGACCGCACAAUUCAACGGGCUCAGUGCCACAAUAUGGAAGAUCAUCUUUUCUAAUGAAGAGAAGAUGAAGCUCAAGACGAUUGAUUCGAAAAUAGGGUUUGAUGUUGUUGCUUUGGCACACACCAAAAAUUACAUUGACAUUUUGGAGGAUGUUGUGAAGAAUCAGCCCGAGUGGUUUCCCAAAGUCCAAUUACUACGAUUAAUGAAGAAAGAUGUUCAAUUUACUUAUUCGAUGCUUCUCAUGAAACUCUCACAGGAAACGACUGAAGCCAUUUGUGAUGCUGUUAAAGUACUGAACCAAAACGAGUUCAUCAGAACAGCAAUGGUCUUUUCAGGUGCGAAUGGAGGUGUUAUAGGAGAGAAUGGGUGUUUAGUUCGUGUCAAAGAAGGUGACAAUUCAAUUGGAAGUGGAUCGACAUUUUAUGGCGUUGGUGAUUUUGACGACUCGGAGAAAAGUGUUGUGCAAAGCGAGACAAACACUUUGGGAUUUCCACUUAACAUUCGACCCAACCAACCACCAAAAGUCUUGUUCCAAAGUUUGUUGAUCAACAACUUAGCAGUGGCAGUCAAGUUUUCGUUGUUGUUAGGUAUCAAAGCAAUCGGAUUACUCCUUUUUGGAAAUGAAGAGAAGGAAGUUGGGACGUUGAGUAUUCUUCGGAAUGAAAUUCAAAAUGGGAGUGUGGUGUUGUAUGGUUGUAGCGAUUUCCGAGAUUUGUCCACGUGGACAAAGACGUUUGAAAAAUUGAAAGAGAAUCCGCCACCACUUUUGUUUCUAUCGUUUCAUACUGAGGUGUACGACAAAUCCGAUGAUAUGUCUGUGCUUGAGGCAAUUGGAAAGGAUGUGAAAACACUCACGAACAAACAGGACGAGAAUGGUCCACAGACUAAGUUGGUGUGUUUGUUCGACUGGGGUUUUGUUCAAGACUGUUGCCCGAAGACUUAUGAGAAAUUUACAACAACGUUCAUUUCGUCUGUUAUCGCAUGA